Adineta ricciae is the source of this 1215-nucleotide messenger RNA. Lineage: Eukaryota; Metazoa; Rotifera; Eurotatoria; Adinetida; Adinetidae. The record is from the annotation of a GenBank genome assembly.
AUGAAAUUAAUCUUGAUUAUUUCAUACCUUUUCCUUCAUUUCCAAUCAAUCGUUUAUGGAUUUCUCUGUAUUUCUGAUGGAUUGUUUGGUAAUCCCGAUGAUAAACAUUCGUUUUAUCAAUGCUCAUUUGGAACUGCAUUUUUAAUGCCAUGUCCAGCAACUUUAGUUUGGAAUCAAGAUAAAUAUGUUUGCGAUUGGGAUAAACCAUCACCACCACUACUUCCAUCAAGUUGUGAUUCAAAUCCAAUAAAAAAUUGUCGAGAAACAAGUCAAUGGACAUCGGAUGGAAUUGCAUUUGUUGGAAAAGAUUCAAAAUGGGGUUCAGAUUCUCAACAUCUUGGAUCACCUUUUGGUUUAUUUAUUGAUGUUGAACAUGGAAAUAAUGUUUAUGUUGCUGAUGUCGAUAAUCAUCGAAUUCAAAAAUUCCUUCGUGGAUCUUUAGAUAAUGGAGGAAUAACGGUUGCUGGAGGAAAUGGUAAAGGAAAUGCUUCAAAUCAAUUAGCAGAACCACGUGCUAUUUAUGUUGAUAAAAAUGAAAAUGUUUACAUUGUUGAUAAUGAUAAUUAUCGAAUUCAAUUAUGGAAAAAAGAUGCAAAAGAAGGAAUAACAAUUGCUGGUGGAAAUGGUAAAGGUAUAGAAUUAAAUCAAAUUGGUGCUUCACAAGGAUUAUUUGUUCAUGAAAAAACCAAUACUUUAUAUAUUUCGGAUUUUUAUAAUGAUCGUGUUGUUAAAUGGGAUUCAAAAACAAAUCAAGGAAUUAUUGUUGCUGGAGGAAAUCGUGGAGGUAAAAAUUCGAAUCAGUUAUCAAUGCCAAGAGGAAUUUUUGUUGAUGAUUGUGAAAAUAUUUAUAUUGCUGAUUUAUUUAAUCAUCGAAUUCAAUUAUGGAAAAAAGAUGCCAAAGAAGGAAUUACUGUUGCAGGAGGAAAUGGAAUGGAAAGAAAUACGAAUCAAUUAAAUAAUCCAUGGGAUGUUAAAGUCGAUCAGUUUAAGAAUAUUUAUAUCGUCGAUACGGAUAAUGCACGAAUUGUUAAAUGGACACAAAAUCAAACAUUUGGACAAAUCAUUGUCGGAGGAAAUGGUUCUGGUAAUAAACCAAAUCAAUUUAGAGCAGCACAUGGUUUAGCUUUAGAUAAAGAAGGAAAUAUUUUUGUUAGUGAAAGACUCAAUGCAAGAAUUCAAAUGUUUCAAAUUGAUCAAAAGACAAAUUCGUGUUGA